UCGGGUUAAAGAUUUCGGAACGCACACUGUUCCAUUUUUGCUCCCUUUUACCGCUUUACUUAACCCGUUGCAUUCUUUGGGGGUUAGGGUGGGAGCCGGAGCUUUUUGUUUUCCUUUGGGCGUUUAGGCUCGUCGUUGAACGAAUCGAACACCAAGACGAAGCUGUCGUACAAGCAACUCAUCCCGUUCGAAUAAGAAUAUCAGACUGAACCAUGCUGGAAGCAACAGCAUAUCUGCUGUGUAAGAUCGGCGGCAAAGCCGGCAGUGCCGAUGAUAUCAAGGCCGUACUGGAGGCAGCGGGAGCCGCUGUGGAUGAGGACCAAGUUUCCAAGUUUGUAGGGGAUGUUGAUGGGAAAGAUGUCAAUGAGCUUCUUGCGGCCGGUAUGGAGAAGGUGAAGGAUGUUCCGCUAGGAGGCGGUGGUGGUGGAGGCGGCGGCGGUGGCGGCGGAGAUGGUGGCGGCGCCGCAGCAGCAGAAGAAGAGAAGGAAGAAGAGGAAGAAGAAGAGGCCGACAUUGGCGGUGGAGAUAUGUUUGGAGGAGGAGGUGAUGGCGGUGACUAUUAGAUCAAUUGUUAUACCAGAAACACUCCCCAAUUCAUUCCUCGGAUUCCGACCUCAAUGCUCGUUGCUUGCUUGCUGGUACAGUUUGUACCGUUUCUCCAGCACACAAUCUACCUAGCUAGCUAUUGAAGCUGAGCUUUGCGCUUCUAUUGAAGUCACUGCCUAGAUGAAUACACAUAUCAUUUCUGCAUGAGUUAUCUGAAUUUGCGUUCGUUGAGUUUGCCAUUAUAGUCCUGGAUG
Messenger RNA from Seminavis robusta, 800 nucleotides. Lineage: Eukaryota; Bacillariophyta; Bacillariophyceae; Naviculales; Naviculaceae. The record is from the annotation of a GenBank genome assembly.